Macrosiphum euphorbiae (potato aphid) is the source of this 396-nucleotide messenger RNA. Lineage: Eukaryota; Metazoa; Arthropoda; Insecta; Hemiptera; Aphididae. The record is from the annotation of a GenBank genome assembly.
AUGGGAGAUAAUAACGAAAUAACUACGGGUGGUUCUGAAAUGGAAGGUUGUAUGCCUCUGCAGCCUGAAGAAGACGUCACUACUACUUCUCCAAAAACAAAAAAUAAAUGUGGAAAAUUUGUGUCCAGUCGUCAAAAAAUAAUGGUAGUCAAUAUUUAUAAAGAUAUCAUUUCUAAUACACCAGACAAAAAAUAUGUGGACAUUAUUAACCGUAUUCGAGAGUUAACUGGCUUGGGACGUGACACAAUAAGGAAUACCAUCAGCGAAUAUAAAACGACGAAAACAGUAUCAUCUCCUAACAGAAAAAGAUUGAAGGCUUCACUCUUUGAAAAAAUUGAUGAUCUGGAUCGCACAGGAUUACGUCGGACAAUUCAUUCUAUUUGGUUAAAACGUUAA